This is a messenger RNA of Miniopterus natalensis, 1084 nucleotides long. RefSeq names its product catsper channel auxiliary subunit zeta (gene CATSPERZ). NCBI's taxonomy places the organism in Eukaryota, Metazoa, Chordata, Mammalia, Chiroptera, Miniopteridae. Gene Ontology annotation, cellular component: CatSper complex; sperm principal piece. Gene Ontology annotation, biological process: sperm capacitation; flagellated sperm motility. The record is from RefSeq and is a predicted model, not a curated record.
UCGGUUGGGGCGGGGCACGGCCCCCUUGGCUGUGACCCGCCCGCGCCUCCGCUUGGGGGCCGCGGAGCAGGGUCCGGCGGAGGAAUCUCCCAGAUGGGCUGUGCGUCGCCGACGCCCGCACAGCUACCAGGGGGCGAGGGGACCCGGAGAAAUAAUCCUAUCGAGCGUGGAGGGCUGCAGCUGGGACUCCCCUGCGCGAGACCCGCAGCGCCAUUCGGGGCGGGACCCUGCCCCUCCCCCUUCCUGGAGCGCGACCCCCUCUUCCUCGCGCGAGGCCUGAGGCGACUGGGUCCGUUGGGGCAGAACCAUGGAGGAAAAGCCUUUCAAAGCAUUGGCCAAGUCUUCCGGCCAUCAUGACUCAGUCAAGCCGAGCUCCAAGAGUGACAUCCGGAAUCUGUGGACCAUGGCCACGCUGUCACAGCCCAAGGUGAACGUACAGCUGACACAUGUUUAUGAGGACUCUGAACAGGAGAGCAGCAGUGUAAGCAGCGGUACUGGCCACUGGUACAACCAGGAGAAGGCCGGUCCUGACUCUGACUCUGACAGGGUCUGGGAAGAAUGGAGUGACACAGAUAAGAAAGCCAGCAUCAAGCAGGGGGAACUGGACGACUACACUUCGUUGGAGCUGAAGCAGCGUGCAGGCAGCUCCCUGAGAAGCGAUUCAGAAGGAGUUGAGGAUCCCAAGACCAAGAUGGAAGUAUCGUCCUCGAUAUCAUCACCCAGGAUCUUGAAGCACACACCCCAUCGAGCCUACUGGGUGGAGCAGCAGAACAGGCUGCCACUGCCCCUGAUAGAACUCAUGGAGAGUGAAGCUCUGGAAAUCCUCACCAAAGCCCUCCAGAGCUACCGGUCAGGGAUCGGCAAGGAUCACUUCCUGACCAAGCAGCUGCAGCGAUAUAUCGAGGGUCUCAAGAGGCGCCGGAACAAGAGGCAACACGUCUCGGUGCACUGAGAGCACCGCGUCAGGCUCGAGUGACUGCCCAACUUCAGCCCCCUCCCUGUCCUGCCCGGAGACCCAAGCCCCAAGCCCGACCCUAUCCACGUGGAAUUUGAACCUUAGAGAAAUAAAAGAGUCUGUGCAAGG